AUGGCCAUGGCCAUCCUUGCUUCUCUUGCAGAUCGUAUUCUAAUCAUUAAAAACCAUCUGGCCAAAAGGGUGUUUGUUUGUGCAAAUAAUCUCACGGGAAAAUAUUCGCUUCUAGAUCCUUCAACAUUCGAUCUUCCUUCUCUCUCUUCCUCGAUUCCUGUAAAACAGAUUGGAGUAAAUAGACCACACCCGGGGGGUGUUGGCCAAAGGCCCUCCGAUGCCUAA
Messenger RNA from Prunus armeniaca (apricot), 225 nucleotides. Lineage: Eukaryota; Viridiplantae; Streptophyta; Magnoliopsida; Rosales; Rosaceae. The record is from the annotation of a GenBank genome assembly.